UGUUGACUGACUGUUUUAACCAAACCAGAACCAUGAAUUGUCUUCUGCUUGUGACGUGUUUUUUCGCCAUUUGUGUCGCCUCUCUGGCGCUGGUCUCCAACUGGAACCAAGAGAUGCGUGACUACGUCCUUGAACUUCACAACGACAAGAGGAGGAAGGAGGGAGGUUGCCAGAUCAACAAGCUCAUCUACGACAUGGACCUGGAGAACCAGACGAGACGGUGGGCCGAGGGCUGCGUCUACAAGCACGAGUCUCUGCCUGGGAGGGGAGAGAACUUGGCCUGGAACUCUAUGGAGCAGCCUGAGAAGGAAUUGAUCCUGGGCGGGUUCACUGCCUGGUUUGACGAGAAGAAUUUGUACAGUUACGGCCAGGACUCGUGUUCUAUGUCCUGUCACUACACACAGCUGGUGUGGGACGAGACCCAGAAGGUCGGCUGCUGGUCAACCAGAUGUCUCAACCUGAGAAACGCCUACGAAAACGCCUGGUGGUUGGUCUGCUUCUACACCCCCAUGGGCAACAUGAUCGGGGUACAGCCUUACCAGAAGUCCUGUACGUCUCCCUGCAGAGAAGGUCAGACAGAAGAGAACGGUCUCUGCCUCGAUGGCAUCACUGCUGAGAGUAAACAGGGCAAAGGGAACAGGGACAACAACCUGCUAGACAAGGGCGACAACCAACAAGACAAGGGCGACAACCAACACGACAAGGGCGACAACAAACAAGACAAGGGCGAGCAUCCUGGAUGCGUUGACAAUAUUUGUUUGAUGUAUCAAAAAUCCGGUCGUUGUGGCACAGACGUCAACGUGAAAAGUAAUUGUAAAAAAACAUGCGAACUGUGCGAGGUGGGGGAGCCAUGCGUUGACCUGUACGGUUGCGAGAAAUUUAAAGACAAAUGUGAGUCGCGUAAAGACAUCAUGGGCGAAUAUUGUCCUAAAACUUGUAACUACUGUCAGAAGUAGCCUACAUUUAAAAAAAAAACUCUUUUAAAUCUAAAGGUUGUUUUUUUUUCUUAAAGAAAAAUUAUGUAAAAUUAGUAUUUAAAAAAACAAAACAAGAUCAACAAUAAACAAAUAGGCUGUUUUGUCUAUUUGAUGUAAUAGAUGUUACUAUUUUAAAACUUGUUAGAGUCCGGUGGCAACAUUUCGUCAUAGAU
Molecule: messenger RNA, 1150 nt
Organism: Physella acuta
Lineage: Eukaryota; Metazoa; Mollusca; Gastropoda; Physidae
Product: cysteine-rich secretory protein LCCL domain-containing 2-like
Source: RefSeq, a predicted model, not a curated record